AUGAAGAUUGCCAUCAUCGGCGCUGGCAUUGCCGGAUGCGCAGUGUACCUCGAACUAAAGAAACAUUUGCCAAAGAUCGAGCCAUCUGCUGAAGAUCACGAGAUCACAAUUUACGAGGCCUACGACACCGGAAAAGAUGUCAUCUCAGACGAUCGAGAAGAAGGCGCGACGCAUUCGUCCACGCUCAUCGUCGGCGGCGGGCUGGGCAUCGCUCCCAACGGUCUCGGUGUGAUUCAGCGCCUUGACGAAGCUCUCCUCCGGGAUGUGACGCGCGGUGGAUAUGUGAUAUCGCGAUCCAACAUGAAGAAUAAGAAGGGGAGCCUGCUCAUGUGCAUCGACAUCAACAGUCCCGAUAUGAACGAGCCAGGGGGUCCCUCGAAGAAGCUCAACAUGGUGGCAAGCAGCCGUCACUCUCUUUGGAGGUGUCUGAGGACUCGCAUUCCCGACGCGGCCAUUGUCAACAAGCGAGUGUCACGAGUCGUCGCCAACUCGGAGGGGAGAAACAUUGUUCAAUUUGUCGACGGAAGCGAUUCUGUAGAUGCGGAUCUGGUGAUUGGUGCCGACGGCGUCAAGUCAAUUACCAAGAGAGCUCUUUUUCCGGACGCUGCAGAAGAUCCGUAUCCUCCACAUUACGAAGGCCUUGUCGGAAUCGGAGGCUUCGUCCCAGCAGCUGGCCUGGAAGAAUUCGUUGAAAAGGGUUCCAUGAACUUCAUCUUUGGAGGCAACGGCUUCUUUGGCUAUUUCUUCUCGGAGAGUCAUCCUUCGGAUCCUAAUCGCGAAUCUCCUUACGCGGUGUCUGAGCCAGGAGAUACACUCGCCUGGUGGUCCACAUAUGAGAUCAAGGAAUGCCCGGAUCAUAACACUCUGGACUUGGCCGACGUCUCCAGACGGCUGCGAGAGAGGCACGCACAGUGGAAAGAUCCAGUCAUUCAGCGAGUCAUUGAAUCCGCUCGAGUGACAAACAUGUAUCCCACCUGGACGUCGCCAUCGCUGCCAUCCUGGGAGCGCGAUGGCGUUGUCUUGCUUGGAGAUGCAGCCCAUGCUCUUCCAUCGACUUCCGGUCAAGGUGUAUCACAAGCAUUGGAGGACUGUGAGUCGUUCGCGCUGUUCCUGGCGCAUCAACUGUCACGGAGAGACUCCAGCAGCCCUACGACGCAGAGACAGGCCGUCACCAAGGCUGCGAGACAGUACAUGGACCUUCGGAAACCACGUGUUACGGAGAUCCUCGAGAGCGCCAAAAGAAUUCAGAAUUCGAAGCGCGACAUGGGCAUCAUCCGUGAGUAUGCAAUGUAUUGCUUCUUCAAGGUUCUGGGUAAGUUGAAAAUGUUGUAA
Messenger RNA from Trichoderma citrinoviride, 1332 nucleotides. Its product is annotated as FAD/NAD(P)-binding domain-containing protein. Gene Ontology annotation, molecular function: monooxygenase activity; FAD binding. The transcript is spliced from 2 exons. NCBI's taxonomy places the organism in Eukaryota, Fungi, Ascomycota, Sordariomycetes, Hypocreales, Hypocreaceae. The record is from RefSeq and is a predicted model, not a curated record. The coding region runs from base 1 to 1332 and encodes 443 amino acids.